Messenger RNA from Psilocybe cubensis, 648 nucleotides. RefSeq lists its product as uncharacterized. The record is from RefSeq and is a predicted model, not a curated record. The transcript is spliced from 3 exons. The coding region runs from base 1 to 648 and encodes 215 amino acids. Lineage: Eukaryota; Fungi; Basidiomycota; Agaricomycetes; Agaricales; Agrocybaceae.
AUGUCGGCCAUCCCCCCAGACGAACCGGCGCAAGAGGCCCCGUCCGCGAUCGACACACAGCAACUGCAGCAGCAACUGCAGCAACAACAACAGGAAGGCACUCCCCCCGAGCCUCCCCGAAAGCGUAUUUCUUUUUUCUCUCUUCCUCUCUGCCCUGCUCACUGUCCCCCACAGCCAAGGCCCCCUCUGUCCGCAGGGCCUGCAUCGCCUGUCACACUGGCAAGACUCGCUGCAGCGAGGUUCUCCCCUGCCAGCUGUCUCAAGCGCGGGCUAGGCAACUCUUGCGCAUAUCCGGAUCCAGACGCACAGGAGCAGCAGGGCCACCAUUCCGCAUCGGCCCCUGCCCAAAAUGUCCAGUUCGCUCCGCCCCCCAUGUACGCUACUCUCCAGGGCACCCCAAAUCUCUCCCACCAGCAGUACUACGACUACAACGGCUCUUUUACCGGCGCUUCUACCUCGACUUUCCGCCCAAACAAGCGCCCUCGCGCCCUCACUGAGGAGGAGACUGCCGCCAUCCGCAACUUUUCUCGCGGCGACUUUUUCGUAGGCUCCAGCGCUCCCGUCAGGAUCGACCCCCGUCUCCCCGUUCGUCUCACUCUCGGCGAGGGUGAUCAUGUCCAUUUCACCGUUGGAGAGACCUUGGUCUAA